This is a messenger RNA of Patiria miniata (bat star), 1413 nucleotides long. RefSeq names its product carboxypeptidase B-like. Gene Ontology annotation, biological process: proteolysis. The transcript has 11 exons. Gene Ontology annotation, molecular function: zinc ion binding; metallocarboxypeptidase activity. Bases 64 to 1404 code for a protein of 446 amino acids. NCBI's taxonomy places the organism in Eukaryota, Metazoa, Echinodermata, Asteroidea, Valvatida, Asterinidae. The record is from RefSeq and is a predicted model, not a curated record.
CCCUUGCAACAGUUUGUCGUGGGAACCGAGUGAGUAAACGCGGCACUCAGAUAUACAAGAACGAUGGCCGGGCUAACGCACAUGCUGCUCUUGGUGGGAGUGAUCGGCGCUCUGCUACCGUUGGACGUGGUUGGUGCGCCCUCGGGGACAUCAGAAAGAUACCAAGUACUGACGGUAACGCCACAGACAGAGGACGAUGUUCAGACGCUCCACCUCAUCAAGACGAAUCCAAAUCUCGAGGUUUCGUUCUGGACUUACCCAGGAGCCGCGGGCCAAGCAGUCGAUCUGAUGGUGUCAUCCAGUCGCCUCAAACAACUUCAGAAACACCUUGAAAAGGGGAAUUUCACAACGGAGGUCAAAAUCGAGAAUGUGGAGGAGCUGGCGAGGCAGCAGAUGGCAGGAAGCUCCCGGCCGAGUGAGAUCGCAUCGCUCGGUCUGCAACCCACCGGUUUCGACUACGGCAAAUACCACACUUACCAAGAGAUUUUUUAUUGGACAAGAAACAUCACUGACGCUUAUCGCAAGAUGACAAGGCUGCACCACCUUGGGAUGACGUUUGAGGGAAGAUGGAUUCAUGGAAUUCAGAUCAGCACUGCUUUGCAAAGAGACACAUCUAAUGCAGCACUCCGCCCAGCCUUGUACUUUCAAGCCGGUAUGCAUGCAAGGGAAUGGAUCGGACCGGCAACUAUAAUGUUCAUGACGGCCAGCCUCUUGGAUCAAUACGGCACGGACAAGGACGUAACCACUCUCCUGGACACGUUCGACGUGUUCAUCGUGCCCUUGGUGAACGCAGACGGUUACGCCUACACAUGGACCUCCGAACCAAAUGCAAGAGCGUGGCGGAAGACAAGAACGAACAACACGGGGUCGGAUUGUGUCGGUGUCGAUCCCAACCGGAACUUUGCCGUCAAAUUUGCCGAUGAGGGUGCCAGUCAGGACCCGUGCAGCGACCAGUAUUGCGGUCCCUUCCCGUUCUUCGCCGUGGAGGUGUAUAACGUGGCCCAGUUCCUGGUCUCCCAGCCGGGGGUCUCCAUCAAGGGAUUCAUUGACUUCCACAGCUACAGUCAGCUGUGGAUGACGCCUUACGGCUACACGAAGGAAUUACCACCGGACUACAAAGCCCAGUUGGAAGGAUGUAACGAAAGUAUCGCAUCGCUGAAGGCAGUAUAUGGAACCGAAUAUCAGUGUGGAUCUAUAGCGAAUGUCAUCAACUACUUGUCGUCUGGAUCAAGUGCCGAUUUCACGUACAUCAAGCUGAACAUCACCUAUUCGUACGGCGUGGAAUUGCGUGACGCCGGGAAAUACGGCUUCCUCCUGCCGCCCGAUCAGAUCAUACCCUCGGGGACAGAGACGCUCGCCGGCCUGGUGACCUACGGCCUGUUCGUCAAAGGGAAAUUACCUUAACCGAUCAAC